CCUAACCCGGGCUGCGCGCCUACGUUCCGCGGCGCUCCGCGAAACCGGAAGUGGCCGGGCUUAAAGCAGAGGGACCAAGUGGAACGGAAGUCACUCCGUGAAGCAGUGGCGACAGCGGCGGCGAGAGGAUGAACAACAAGUUCGACGCCUUGAAAGAUGACGACAGUGGGGACCAUGAUCAGAAUGAAGAAAACAGCACACAGAAAGAUGGUGAGAAGGAAAAAGCGGAACGAGACAAGAAUCAGAGUAGCAGCAAGCGGAAGGCUGUUGUCCCUGGACCAGCAGAGCAUCCCCUGCAGUACAACUACACUUUCUGGUACUCCAGGAGAACCCCAGGCCGUCCCACCAGCUCACAGAGCUAUGAGCAGAAUAUCAAGCAGAUUGGCACCUUUGCCUCUGUGGAGCAGUUCUGGAGGUUUUAUAGCCACAUGGUACGUCCUGGGGACCUGACAGGCCACAGUGACUUUCAUCUCUUCAAAGAAGGAAUUAAACCCAUGUGGGAGGAUGAUGCAAAUAAAAAUGGUGGCAAGUGGAUUAUUCGGCUCCGGAAGGGCUUGGCCUCCCGUUGCUGGGAGAAUCUCAUCCUAGCCAUGUUGGGGGAACAGUUCAUGGUUGGGGAAGAGAUCUGUGGGGCUGUGGUCUCUGUACGCUUUCAGGAGGACAUUAUUUCAAUAUGGAAUAAGACUGCCAGCGACCAAGCAACUACAGCCCGAAUCCGGGAUACGCUUCGGCGAGUGCUUAACCUACCUCCCAACACCAUUAUGGAAUACAAAACUCACACCGACAGCAUCAAGGCCUGGGAGGAGUUUCAUGGCCUGGUGAACAGCAGCGGCCGCUGAUCGGACGCUCCCCCUCUGUCUCUCACACUCAGGGGACAAUUCAAGCUUUCGAAAUACAAAAAUCACAUUGUGAAAGUACACAAGCUGGCAAUAAUCCUUUUCUGUAUGUGUGUGUUUGUCCGAAACGGAUGGGAGGCCUCCAGCCAGUCCUUCCAUCUGCUCACUGAAGGGACGUCCCUGAGCCGUGUGCUCCCCUUUUGCACUCAUUCCUGGAGGACGGAUUCCGCUAGACACCCUCCAGCAUCGCUGACUUUAUAAAGCGGAAAAACGGAAAACAUGACUUUGUAAUAGACAAACAUUGUUUUUUAAUGGGGCUCCGUUGGGGGGGAGUUCAGCCUUUCGUUUCGAUGUGUGCUGUCCAGAUGCCCCCUGGGCAUCCUGUGUGCUCUUCUCAUGCUGUACGAGGGCAUUGUGACCACAUGUACAUGUCAGAGCUGUCGAUGAGAGUUAUCAGUAUUAUGUCUGUGCAUCCAGGAAAAGCUUUCUGUUGGAGAGUCCCAGAAUAGCUGUAAAUGCUCUCUUGUAGCUCUGCCAUUAAAUUAUUGGGACAUUUUGUUUCUUUUUCUCCCCUCUUCCCCCAAGCCCACCACUUACUGAGGCUGUAUUACUGGUAUGAUGACUGUCCAGAAUUUGUAUCAUCUCCUGCCUUAGGCCCUCCAGUCUUCUCUCCUGUGGGACUCUCUCUCCUUCUUAGGCACUGCUGCACUUAGAAUUGUACUCGAAUGAGUCAUACUGCUUUCACUGAGGUGGCUUAGAGGGAUGCCUUGGUAAAUUAAACUGGAGCAGAAUCCACUUUGAUUGGGAGCUAGAUUAUAAUGUAGGUUCCAAGUGCAGGAUUUGGAGCUGAGGGCAUUAAGUGAAAUCAUUUUCCCGUAUGAGCAGGGCCUACUUGCAUGCCCCACAUUGAGGAAGGGAAGUGCUGGUGCUUGCCAGGCCUAUUACCACAAAAUGCAAAUUCUAUGAUCCUGAAAUGGGGACAUCAAAAGAAAAGGUGACCUUGCUGAUGGCUUUAUUUGCAUGACUGUGCCUGUCUGGAAUGGUUGGAAAACCCUAUUUUCAUUCCUUGUCACAUCAUACAUAUAUUAGCAAAUGAGUGUUGAUCCAUGAUACCCAGAAAGUAAACCUCUCGAAGCUACUGCAGGCAUGCUUUAAAAUGACCAGUCACUCAGCAGAGAAGCUGAGUGAUCUGACUCCAGAAGGACUGAAGUCAGAAGUCAAAGGAGCACCUACAAUUCAGAUAAGUAAUGAGUAAGAGUCCUACAGCAACCUCCAAGUAGCAUUGUCUUACUUGGCUCUUGUGAGCAAAGAUUGCAGUACCUUAAAUUAAGGCCUCUCUUUAAAACAUAUCCUUGAAGGCUAGGGGAUCCUUGGCCACCUGGUCUCAGAGAAAUCAUGAGAGUAACAGGCAUUUCCGUAUUGUAUUUAUAUUACUCUCUUCCUACUUUUCAACUCCUUAAUACCCUCUAAUUACCACUGUUUGGGGAUGCUUUUUUCCUGAUAGUACAGGGGAGUACAGAGAAAAGGGAGGUGCUUCCUUUACAUGUAAAGUUAGAUCAGAUAAGAAGAUCUAGCAGUGAUUUUAAACUCCAGGAAUAUGAAGAAUGCAUUCUGGUGUCCGGACAAUUGUGAAGGGCUCAGGCAAAUACAGGAGUAACACUGACUACAGGGGGAAGCAAAGGCUGCCUCCUGAAAUUUGUUUGGACCUCAGGGAGGUCUUUUGCCUAGCCUCAAAUUUGACAUGAAAAUUCCAAAGAGAGCAGGCAUUUGGAUUUGCCCUCCUUUGGGCAUCUACCUGAGACUGUUGUGGGGUGGGGGGCAGUGCAUAUGUAUACUGUGUUUGGUCAGGCCUCAUGUUUAAGUGUGUUGUCCAUAGUUUGUUUUGGUUUUUUUGGUUCAGGUUUUUGAAUCUAACGUGUUCUAGAGCUGCUCAUGUUUCCCUUUCCUCUUUGUCUUUGCAGUAUUUGACAGUUAUCUUUUUCCAUAAAAAAUGUGCUGACCCUGGACUGGUUAGAACAAAAGAUUAUCCCUUUAGGCAGCAUUUUACCUGCAGUGUUCUCCCAGAUAUUCUGUCUAAAAGCGUUAAGUUUAAGUGGGAGAUUGAAUAGUCAGUUUAUUCAAACCACCCACUUUUCCAAACUAGCCUGAGGUCUUUUCAUUUAUUUUGACUCCGUGGGCAUCUGAUAUGCUGAGAUGUGACACAGUUAUAAUUAUCAUAUCACUUGUUCUAGAGAUAAAAGGAAAAAGUCUCCAUGACCGACGGAAGCAGCAUGUUAGGUUACUGCUGGAGAAUGCAGUCAGUCUUCACUUUGCACAGUAAAGACUGUUGUCCUCUGACCCCUUUGCUGGGUUUUCUGUUUGAAAUUGGCCCCUACUCCUCUCUGUUUUUGGGUUUUUGGGUUUUUUUUGUAUCUGUGUGUGUGUAUGUGUGUGUGUGUGUGUGUGUGUGUGUUUUCCCUGUGACACUGGCAGUGGCAAUAAUUUUCCACCCAGAGAGAAGCGUGUGGUCUACAAUGCUCCAAGAAUGAAUUUCCAAGUAUUUGCCAGUGGAGGAGGAACAGAGGCUGUGACAAAAAUGGUUUAGUGUUGCACUUUCAGAGCAAUUGUCUACUGCAGUAAUAAAUGGAAAAUAUCAGCAAGAA
Molecule: messenger RNA, 3478 nt
Organism: Carlito syrichta (Philippine tarsier)
Lineage: Eukaryota; Metazoa; Chordata; Mammalia; Primates; Tarsiidae
Gene: EIF4E2
Product: eukaryotic translation initiation factor 4E family member 2
Exons: 8
Coding region: 129-839 (236 amino acids)
Biological process (GO): translational initiation
Cellular component (GO): cytoplasm; eukaryotic translation initiation factor 4F complex
Molecular function (GO): RNA 7-methylguanosine cap binding; translation initiation factor activity
Source: RefSeq, a predicted model, not a curated record